GCAUGAAGCCUCCAUCUCACAGCUGCAUGCAUAGUCACUGUUGAAGCAAAUGCCUACCUAAUUUGACAGUCUUGGUGUUUUUAAAAUUUUUUGAGUUUGCAAAUAAGCUUAUUAAGCUUACUGAUGGAGCCUUCCAGCAGUGAACAGUUAUAUGAGGACCCUGACCCUGGAGGCAAAUCCCAAGAUGCAGAAGCCAGGAGGCAGACAGAAUCAGAACAAAAGUUAUCUAAAAUGACCCACAAUGCUCUAGAGAACAUUAAUGUGAUUGGCCAAGGCUUGAAGCACCUCUUCCAGCACCAGCGCAGGAGGUCAUCAGUGUCUCCACACGAUGUGCAGCAGAUUCAGACAGAUCCAGAGCCUGAAGUGGAUCUGGACAGUCAGAACUCAUGUGCUGAGAUUGAUGGUGUCUCCACCCACCCCACAGCUCUGAACCGUGUUCUGCAACAGAUCCGAGUGCCACCCAAGAUGAAGAGAGGGACAAGCUUGCAUAGUAGGCGGGGCAAGUCAGAAGCCCCAAAGGGAAGUCCCCAAAUCAACAGGAAAUCUGGCCAAGAGGUGGCUGCUGUUAUACAGUCAGGUCGACCCAGGUCUUCAUCCACAACUGAUGCUCCUACCAGCUCUUCUGUGAUGGAAAUAGCUUGUGCUGCUGCUGUUUGUUUACCUGGAGAGGAGUCAACUGCAGAACGGCUGCAAGAUUUCCCUGGAGCCUUGGUGGCUGGAAUACAGGCAGAAUCCCAGAAAUCAGAGCAGAUCAGUGGGCAGCAUUGUGUGUUGGAAGAAGAUGCUUCUGCUUGGGGCCUGGACUUCAUGACAUGGAAGAUCGAGCGUUUGGAAGUAAGCAGCCUCGCCCAGACUUCCAGUGCCGUGGCCUCUAGCACUGAUGGCAGCAUCCACACCGAGUCUGUGGAUGGAAUACCAGACCCUCAGCGCACAAAAGCUGCCAUUGCACACCUGCAGCAGAAGAUCCUAAAGCUCACAGAACAGAUCAAGAUUGCACAAACAGCCCGAGACGACAACGUUGCUGAAUACUUGAAGCUUGCCAACAGUGCAGACAAGCAGCAGGCUGCUCGCAUCAAACAGGUGUUUGAGAAGAAAAACCAGAAAUCUGCACAGACCAUCCUCCAGCUGCAGAAGAAGCUUGAGCAUUACCACCGCAAGCUCCGUGAGGUGGAACAGAACGGAAUCCCCCGGCAGCCCAAGGAUGUUUUCAGGGACAUGCACCAGGGUCUGAAGGAUGUGGGCGCAAAAGUGACUGGCUUCAGUGAAGGUGUGGUGGACAGCGUCAAAGGUGGAUUUUCCAGCUUCUCCCAGGCUACCCAUUCAGCAGCAGGGGCUGUGGUCUCCAAGCCCAGAGAGAUUGCCUCACUGAUUCGGAACAAAUUUGGCAGUGCAGACAACAUCCCUAACCUGAAGGACUCAUUAGAGGAAGGACAAGUGGAUGAUGGGGGAAAGGCUUUAGGGGUGAUUUCGAACUUUCAGUCAAGUCCAAAAUAUGGUAGUGAGGAAGAUUGUUCUAGUGCCACUUCAGGCUCAGUAGGUGCCAACAGUACCACUGGGGGCAUUGCUGUAGGAGCAUCAAGUUCCAAAACAAACACCCUAGACAUGCAGAGCUCAGGGUUUGAUGCACUACUGCAUGAGAUCCAAGAGAUCCGGGAAACCCAGGCCAGACUGGAAGAAUCCUUCGAGACCCUCAAGGAACAUUAUCAGAGGGACUACUCCUUAAUAAUGCAGACCUUACAGGAAGAGCGGUAUAGAUGUGAACGACUAGAAGAGCAACUGAACGACCUAACAGAGCUCCACCAGAAUGAGAUCCUGAACUUAAAGCAGGAGUUGGCCAGCAUGGAAGAGAAAAUUGCCUAUCAGUCCUAUGAACGGGCCCGGGACAUCCAGGAGGCCCUGGAGGCCUGUCAGACCCGCAUCUCCAAGAUGGAGCUGCAGCAGCAGCAGCAGCAGGUGGUGCAGCUGGAAGGGCUGGAGAACGCCACUGCCCGAAACCUUCUGGGCAAACUCAUCAACAUCCUCCUGGCCGUCAUGGCAGUUCUCUUGGUCUUUGUGUCCACAGUAGCCAACUGUGUGGUCCCCCUCAUGAAGACACGCAACAGGACGUUCAGCACUUUAUUCCUUGUGGCUUUCAUUGCCUUUCUCUGGAAGCACUGGGACGCACUCUUCAGCUAUGUGGACCGACUCUUCUCACCCCCCAGAUGAUGCUGAUGCAGAAAGCAGUGCUCCUCACCGUCUGGCGAGUGCAUGCCAAGAGAGCUAGACAGCAGCAUUACCCACUCUGAAGUUUUCUACAAGAGAGUUGAGUGAAUCUGUUUACAUUUAGAAUAAUGUUUUUUUCUUCAAGAGACGAAAUUGCAAUAGUAUUUUUUAGAUUUUAUCCAAGAAGUUUUUUGGGCAAAAUCUUGGAUCAUUUUUAUGUAGCAUGAUUUUCCUUGGGAUGCAAAUCUGAAACAGUCCUUUAACAUGAACCAACAAUCUGCAACACCGAAGGGCAUUCUGAAUUGAGGCUUGGAGGACUGCACUAAACCCACUAAACAGAUGCUAAAACCUGACCAGGCCCAACACCUGCCCUGCAUGGGCUCCUCUCCUCCUCUAGACUAAUUCUACUGUGAAGUCCCACCACAUUCCAGGUUGGAAUUUUAGAUCCAGGGUGGAUUUUCCCUGCCAUGGAAGAACAUCUCCCAGGCUUUCUCAUGCUAACCCUGAAGUAUGAUCACUUCUGAACCUGCACCUUCCUUAACUCUGCCAGGAUUGGAAGCAAGAACAUCAAGCCCACAGGAUGAUUGUGCAGUCCUGUUCAGUAUUGUGAAGCCCUUAAUCCUAACUUUAAGCAAAAUCCCUUGGCCGCACUUUUAAGGUUUGUUUUUUAUAUAUAUAUGUGUGUGUGUGUGUAUAUAGUUACCAACUUAAAAAUAAAAAAUCCCAACAACAUACUUGAAGAAUGUAAUACUCAAACUCUCAGUGCUUCCUUAUAAUUUCUAAUAGGAUUUUUUAUUAUUGUUAUUAUUAUUGGGGUAUUUUUGUUUGGUUGGGUUUUGGGGGGGUUGCGGUUUUUUGUUUUGUUUUGUUUGGGGGUGGGUGUUGGGUUGGGAGAGUCUUUUUUUUUUUUUUUCCUUUGAAAUAAAGCGGUGAUGUUUUCAAAUGAAGCUGUGUGGAUAUUUCAGCGUGCUGCCCUUUGCCACCCUGUGGCUACCCCAGCUCUCUGAUGUCUACUACACACACAGCACCAUAUCUCUGGCUUGGCUUGGUUGGAGUGGUGAGGGGUUUGUAGGAAGAGGGGAUGUUAUCUCAACAGAAUAGUGUGGUAGGACUGGAUUUUGUUUUCCCCCUCAAGUAUAUAUUCACCCAGUGACUUUGGGCUGGGAUUCUCUUUAGGGGGGAAAAAAAAAAAGCUACUAUGUUAUGAGAGACAUUAAUAACUCCUUGUGUUUGCUUAAUUUAUUGUUUAACACCCCUAAUUACCAAAACCAAAGUGAUGUGGAGUCUUGUUGUCUGCAUUUGGCCUCUGCAUCCCUAACUUCAAAGCUUUAUUCUGUCUGCCAAGAGGAUCCAUUGAAGGUGGUUCUUCCAAGAAGCAGAAAAGGAAAUUUCAGGCUACAAAGACCCAAGUUCUGGGUGCAGACUGUUGCAAGCUUCCAAUGAACCCAGACUGACUCACUAAUCUAACUGCUCAGUGGCUCUUUGGGAUACUUUAGGAAGAGGCGCUGAGCUUGGUCCCCAUCCCACAGCCAGUUCCCUCACCCAGGUGGAAACUUAAUCAACCUUCAGAGCAAAAUGGAGGGCCUGAUUAAUCUCAUAUUAUUGGAGGUCACAAGUGCCACUUCCAAUGGCCUCUUCCUGUGUGCCCACAUGAUGCAAAGGAAAGGAACUUUGUACAGAGAAGCGAAAUAUGUUUUUUGCCUAUGUCUCCACACCAGGACCUUCUUUCAGAACUAGGGUAGCAAUGCCCAGUCUGUUGGAAAGUGUGGUUUACAUAACAAUUGCAGCCUCCUUUUGUUUGGCCAGAUGGCCUUCUCACUUUGAUGUUUUAACUCAGGUAUCCAGUCUUCACUCCAUCCCCAGAUGGUUAUUAUUCACCUCAUAAUGAGCACCUACAGCAGGGACCCCCCAAAAAAAAAUUAAAACCAAUACAUAUUCAUGACAAAACAAAUGGUCCCCAAGCCUAUGUUUAGAAGGUUAACUUUGCCUGAAAAUACUGGAGCAGCUUCAGGCAAGAGUGCCACAGGACACUUUGACCUUGCUGGACUAGCAGUAGCUGCUGUAAUUUAGUUGCUCUGGUACAGAAGAGAGCCCCAUAGGGCUAUGGGAGAGAUGAUCCAGUGGUAACCCACUGGCUUCUCUUAGCAGUCCCACAGGUGGCCCCCAAACGUCACUGUAAAGGAUAAACUGAAAUUGUGUCUAAUUUUCUGAUGGCAGUUUCUAUUGAAGGAAGAGUUUGGAACUUCAGACAGAUAGACCCGCACUGAGUCUCCAUCUUCCUCUAGCAGACUGUCUUGGGGAGAACCUUCAGUUUAGGACAGGCCCUGUCAUGACUUGUUGCUGUCUUACCCCUGCUCACUCACCAGACCUGCAGGUGCCUGCACUCAGUGCUGUCUUUUUGCUGCCCAUCCCUGUUGCCUUUGAGUUUCUUGGAAUUGUGGCUGUCCUUGCAUCCUCUUUUCUGUCCACAGUCCUUCAAUAGCCUUGCUCUGAUGGUUUAGCACUUGAUCUAAGACAAGCUUGCCCAUAAUUUAAUGCUGCUUCUCCUUAAAAAAAGUAAAAAUUUUCAAAAAUAAAAAAUUCCCGCUAAAGUGAAGCAUUCCUUGAUUCCCUUGUCCAUGCCGGUGCCUCCACCGGGGUGAGUGAGACUGGCUCUGUUGGCCCCGGUGACUGUUGCAGUUGUAGAGUUGGCCAUCACUCUGCAUUGUUGAUGGCUGUCUGCUCCAGUUUCAGGUCCUUGGUGUGAUCAGUGCAUCCUGGCAAGGAAGGCUUUUUACUCCUUAAGAGGUGCAGUUGGACCCAUCGCUGACAGUGCUGCUUUAGCCCCAUCCCAACUGGCAUAAAGGAGGAUAAAGCCUUCCUCGACGGUCAUGUCUGACAGUGGGCAUGGUUUUCACUGCCUUUGGUUAUGUUUCUGAGCUUGUAUUCUAAGGUAGUCAGUGACUGCUGGAUUCCAAGUGAGCUCUAGUGUUCCAGCCUUGGAAAAUAAGCAUCUCAAACAAAACCAAAUGCAGUCAUCAACAAGCCAGCAUAGGCGAAGUGAUAGUUCCCACACCACCCCCAAUAAAACUGGGAUUUUGAAUGUGGCUCUACAAGUUGAACAUUUCUGUGUGUUGUGUAUGCUAGGUAAUACCCUCAAAAGGGGCUGACUACUAGACCAUAAGUGUGUUUUAUACAAGUGUGUAAGACUAAAAAUUCACGUGCACGAAUUGCAGAGUAAAGAGAUGAUACUUGUGAAAGCGUGAACAUUAACACUGUAGUUGCUCGAUCUUCAGCUGCUGAUUGUUGAGAGAGAAUUCAGUUAUGUUGUCUGGCUGCUGUGGAGUGUCAGCAGCACCUUUGCUGUACAUAAAAUGAAAAUAAAGACCUCAGCUAGAAACCUGCCAGUUGA
Molecule: messenger RNA, 5593 nt
Organism: Cricetulus griseus (Chinese hamster)
Lineage: Eukaryota; Metazoa; Chordata; Mammalia; Rodentia; Cricetidae
Source: RefSeq, a predicted model, not a curated record